Messenger RNA from Penicillium malachiteum, 402 nucleotides. RefSeq lists its product as uncharacterized. The annotation marks the transcript as partial. The record is from RefSeq and is a predicted model, not a curated record. The transcript is spliced from 3 exons. Lineage: Eukaryota; Fungi; Ascomycota; Eurotiomycetes; Eurotiales; Aspergillaceae.
AUGCACUUCUCAAACUUGAAGUUUCUUACCCUGCUAUGCCUCUACCAGACAGCAACUGCAUGUGGGGAAGCAAAGGCAAAGUGCGGCGACUCCGAUGCCUGUAUCGGCACCGAGAUCUGCACCACGGCGACUUUUACAACACCCGUUCAGACCACAAUAAUCACCUGCGUGCCCACUCCGACAUGUUUAGGCGUCUAUGCUCUGAUUAUUUUGCAGCUAAAUGCGACUUCGGUAAUACCCUUGGCAAUUGCUGCUCUGGCUACUGCGCUGCAACCCUGUGCAGAUCCACCGAUAAGCAAUGGCCAGGAUGUCAAGAGAACGGCGGUCCAUGCCUUAUUGCUGAGAAUUGUUGCUACGGGAACAAUUGUGUCAAUGGGAUUUGCACAAAAUAGGGAUCAUUGG